GUUGUUACUGCAAUAGAAAAACAGCGGGAUAAAGCUGACACGAAGAAGACAGAGAAAAUAAUGUAAAAAGGGGCAGAAAGAUAUUGAUAUAUUGUCCGUGGUGCUAAAACAGAUGAAGUAACGUUUUUUCUGUGGGGUUCAACAGACUCUUCAGUUAAUGCACUUUGAUAAUUUCACCCUGCCUUCUGCUUCUGGAAUGCCAUACAGGACAUUAGUGAUUUCUUAAGUACAACACCAAGCAUAUCCUUAAGAAGGCGCACUGAAUUUAGGAACACAGCAGCCACCGUUAGCCAAUGAGUAAGGGCUGUUCAUCAGUGGAACAAGGAUGUCAUAUCUUUUUGGAUCAACUCUAGAACAUGACGACUAUGUGAAGUUUCUCUAUUUCCUUUGUGACACAAGGAGCCAGCAAAUGUUAGGAAAUUACUUCUUGAUGUAUUGAGAUUCCUAAUAGGAGGCAAGCAAGAGUUUAUGACUCCAGCAAAGAGAAAUCAGAACUGUACUGCAUGAAGGCAUAUAGUUUGGACUUAAACCUCAGGCUAUAACAAGGAAAAGGAAGCUGUGAAGAACUGGGCUGGAUUUAUCAGUGUUGGAUGAUUAUGUCUUCAUGUUAUUUCUGCAGGGCAUAUCCCGCACACUUGUAGGGACUUAAGGUUUUCCGAAGACCCGAAUGUGGUGGUACAGGCUGGAUGUUUACCAAGUAUUAAGUCUGAUGCAAGGAGCCCUCUUGAACAUCAUCUGAUAUAAAGUUGCAAGAUAAGGACAGACCAUUGUGUGCAUUAUGUAGAUGUCUGAAAAUGCUUCCGCAACAUCCUCCAUUCCCAGAUCAUGGACAGAGGGGGGCACUUUCCACAGUGGAUCUCUGUCUUUUGGUGCUAAAAUGAUCUUUUUUUCACUGCCUGGAACAAAAGCCCAUCUCACUGGAGUGCAAACCAUAUCAGACAUAAAUAUUUCAUUCAGGACUUCUAAUCCUUUGGUAGAAGCAUAUGUAUCUCAGCACAUUCCUAAUAUAUGGUUGCUUUUUCUGCACAAUCUGCAAAUCCAGCCCCAAUACUGCACUGCUAAUGGAAGCACAAAGAACAAUGCAAUGUAGAAUAUUUUGGAGUUAAAUUAAGCAAAGUGUUUCAAUUCCCCUGAAACUUUCUUGGGAGAGAAGUACCAUGUGCAUUCAGCUCUGUACCUAACUCUGGUGUGAAUAACUGUGAAAUUUUAAUUUUGUUUUGUGCAACCAGCAAGUAGAAUCUUGCUUAUAUUGUAAGUUCUCUGUAAGUAGCAUACUGUAGUAGUUAUAGGAAAGCAGCUGUUUAGCUCACCCAUGGCUAACCUCCUGACUAGAUGUGUAUCCAUCUUCCUGGUAUGAAAGCAGGCAGUGUGAAUGUUUCCAGACUAUCUGAGAACAAUGAAGUCUUAAAUAAUUUAGUUGCCUUUUGACAACUGUAGAAAACAGCAAUCAGAACAACAUUUUAUAGGACUGGUACAAUUCUAAAAGAUUGCUUAAAUCUAAUGUCUCCAAUUUAUAUAUCAUUGUUAGUAAUAUAGGGAAUCUUAAAUAAAACUUUCUUCUUAAUACCAUUAAAAAGGGUGUUGACUGCUUAAGAUGCAGUCAGAUGAUCUUUUUAUUCGUAAAUUCCGAAGACCAUAUGUAAGGCCUGCUCUGACACCUAGUAUGUUUGAACCUAGAGGUACCAGACAGGGAGGGGAACAGGCAGGACUUAACAUCCACAGUCACAUGGUACAGCAGUGGACUCCCAAGAAAGACUGCAAUGAUGAAGUUUUUUCAAAAGUAGGAGGCCGAGACAUUUCCUACAAUAGGGGAAUGUCUGUACCUGUUGACUGUGACCGUGCCUCACCAAAGUCUGUUCUGCGAAGUUCUGGGAGAAGUUACUUCAUGCAGAGGAGUAAUAGUGAUGUCACCAUUGGGGAGGUAGAAGUGGAUGGGACUGCUUCUUCAUCUCUAGGGACCAACAGGGAGUUUGGUAGCCUUUCUUCUAUUGAAAAGCCUCCAUGUAGUCCUAGGAGCCGAACCCUCAGUAAUGAGGAAACAAGGACAACAAGCCCAGCUGCCUUAAGGUUUAAGGACCCAUUUCUUCUUCUAGGGCUUCCAGCUGAGGCACAAGACACAACCAGUGAGGUUCAGGAGCUUCCACCUGAAAGUCCUUCUGAAAAAACUCCAAAAGUACGAACAAAAAUGGAAAAAAUAGAAAAUUUAGCUGUGAAAAAGUUGAAGACACAGGAAAGUGAUCAAGAUUUAGCACAAUAUUCUGUAACUCCAGAUACUGUUGGCAGAAAUUGGGUUAAGAUUUUUGCCCAUUAUGACGUUCAGAGCAUCUUGUUUAAUUUGCAUGAAGUGGAAUCAAACAGAAACAGUAUUGGAAAGCUAAAGAAUAUUGCAACUGGGGCAUCUGCUGCAUCACAAAAUCGAUCUCACUCUCCUAGCUUUGGGAGCUCAGACUCUCCCGUGGGAAGUACUGAGGACCUUCAUGCCAAGGAAAACAUGGUUUUGGAUGAGGGAGAUGGAAAGGACAAUGAGCUGGUUCUAAGCUGCCAUCACUUCAGGAAUGAGAUCGGUGGAGAGAAGGAGAGAUGCCUGUCUCAGUUUGAAUCUGUGAAUGACCCUGAGAUGAAUUCAUUUGAGCCUGGGCUGGUGUGCCAGUGCCCAAAUGCUGCCAUUUCAGUUUUGGAAGCACCGCGGGAGAGUCAGAUAGAGAAACAUGGCAAAGCAAAUUAUUUUAUUGAAUAUGCUGACCUGGGAGCCACUUACUAUCAAAAGUAUCUCUACAAGAAAGAGCAUCAGAAUUUCUUUGGAAUUGAUGACCGCUUUGGACCUGUGGCAAUCAGCAUCCGUCGGGAAGAAAAGGAAGGAGCAGGCAUUUCACAGUACAUUCACCGACUCAUAUUCCGUACUACUGAGUUAAAGACUCUGAGAGGUUCCAUUCCAGAAGAAGCACUUCCUUCAGCAGCCCGUCAUGCAACACCUCGGGGAGUGUCACCAAAGAAACUUCUGGAGCAUGUAAUCCCAGAACUCAAUGUCCACUGCCUCCGCUUAGCCUCUAAUUCUCCCAAGGUGCCAGAAACUCUCCGCAAGUUGGAUGAACAAGGGUUGAAUUUCCAGAGGAAGAUUGGGAUCAUGUACUGCAAGGCAGGACAAAGCACGGAGGAGGAAAUGUACAACAAUGAGAAUGCAGAUCCCCCCUUCCAGGAGUUUAUGGAUCUGAUAGGGGAAAAGGUGCGGCUAAAAGGGUUUGAGAAGUACCGAGCUCAGCUGGAUAAUAAAACGGACUCCACUGGAACUCACUCACUCUACACAACCUACCAGGAUUAUGAAAUAAUGUUUCACGUGUCAACAAUGCUUCCAUACACCUCCAGUAACAGGCAACAGUUACUCAGGAAACGGCACAUUGGUAAUGACAUUGUGACAAUAGUCUUCCAGGAGCCUGGAGCUCUGCCAUUUACAGCAAAAACAAUUCGAUCUCAGUUCCAGCACGUGUUUAUCAUUGUUCAAGUUCAAAAUCCAUGUACUCCUCAGACCACAUACAAAGUUGCUGUAUCAAGAACUAAGGACAUUCCACCCUUUGGUCCAUUCAUACCAAAAGAAAAUGUUUUUCCCAAAUCUGCCACCUUCAGGGACUUUUUAUUAGCAAAAGCAAUUAAUGCAGAAAAUGCAGCAGAAAAAUCUGAGAAGUUCUACACUAUGGCUACCCGCACACGGCAGGAGUAUCUGAAAGACCUAGCCACCAACUGUGUGACCACAACAACCAUAGACUCCUCUACCAAGUUCACAAUGAUCUCAUUAGGAGUGAAGAAAAAAGAGAAAUCAAAAGUUGGGAAAGGGGCAGAAUUAUAUAGUGGUGGAGCCAUUGUAUGGAAUGUUAUGGUUCGUGAUGUCCGCCGCAAUGCAGACUUGUUGUGCUUGUUAGGAAUUUCUUUCCAGUUUCUGAUUUUGAUUGAACAGAGGUACCGUAGGGUUGUGUUUAACUGCUCCUGUCAGGAUGUACUUGCUUGGACAUUUUCUGAAACAACAAUGGACGUGUUUUAUGGAAAAGGAGGGUACAUUUCCUUGAAGGUUGCUGAAGGUCAGGAGGAAGAUAUCAAAGAGAUUGUUCAAAGAUUACAGAUAGUAACUAGAGGGUGUGAAACUCGAGAACUGACCCUAUUACGCAAUGGAGUUGGACAGCUUGGCUUCCAGGUAGAUGCUGAAGGCAUUGUCACAGAGGUGGAGAAGUACUCGUUUGCUGAAACAAGUGGUUUACAGAUAGGAGCUCGUAUAGUUAGGGUUUGUGAACAGCCCGUCAUAUCGCUCACCCAUCCACAAAUGAUGCAGCUACUACGAACUGCUGUUAAAGCAAAGAUAACUGUCAUCCCCCCAGAAGAAAAUGGAAAACCAAGAAGGAGUUUUUCAGAGUUGUACUUGAAGUCGAUACAAGAAAAGUACCCAAAGAGUGAAAUCACUGUGGUAGAACCCAAGAAUCAGAACCAUGCGGAUGAGACCUUGAUGAAGCCUCAACUUCUCCAGCUUCUAAGAGCGGUUUCCCUACAGGAACCUCCAAAGCACUCUUUACCUGAGGAGAGGACAGAAUUUCUCCGUAGUUACUCUGAUAAAGUAUCUGAGAGAUCAAAGUGUCAGAAUUCACCACUUGUAAUAGACUCAACCCCAGAUGUGAUCUUAACUGCAACGGUCAAACCCAAUAGGAUUCAAGGUUUCACUGCUGAGAAAUUGGGUCCCCUUCAUGGUGUCCAGCAGGAUCAGAUCCAAACUGAGGCAAAAUUCUUCCCUGCAGAAAGAAGUCAAGGCUCACCUCCUGCACUGACAAACCAUAAUGAUCAUGUAUCAACAACAUCCAAGUCGACAACACCUGAGGUUUUAAACACUGGAAAAUGUAUUCCUGGGACAACACUUGACAUCAGAACAUCCCUCACAAAAAUGCUUGAGAACUCGGAGGCGGCAGACGAUGAAUGGCAGACCAUAUCAGAGCUGUACAGUGCUUGUAGCAGUAUUCUAGAAGCUUUGAACAAAGAAGGAAAAACACUUCCUGAUCAAGUUGAAAGCCGUGGGGAAGGCUCCUCAAUGACCUCACAUAGGGACUGCUCUCAGCACGAACCUUAUCAUGAGGAUUCCCAUACCAGAAUGUGUGACAAGGUGACUCAACUGGAAAACAGACUGAAAAAGCUUCAGGAAGACCUUCAGAAGGAAAAAGAGGACAAAGCUGUACUACAAGCGGAAGUGCAGAACCUGCGUCAGAACAACCAGCGACUACAGGAGGAGUCGCAGACUACCGUUGCUCGACUCAUCAAAGUGACAGAACUGCUUUGUAGCAUCAGUGCCAAACCGUUAUGAUCAAAGGGCAAAAACAGAGUGACAUUAAAUAUUAAAAAGGAUGAAAUGUGAAUAUCAGUGGAAAUAAACUUCUAUACUGGUGAAACUGGAAUAACUAUUGGUGCAUAACAAAAUACUGGCUGGCCAUACACUGGGUGAGCUCUUACAGUCAUUUGGGUGGUGGCUAUUGAUAGGAGCCCUAAGUUGUCAUUACUAUGUUGCUAAUCAUCCCAAUUAGUGUCCCCUGUUCUGUUGCCUUGCUGACCUACAUGUGUUCAUUUCAUCAGCAAAACAUCAGGUAAUGCACAAAGUUUCACCAUAAACUUGAUGCUGGUGACUCACAUUUUGUAACACUCCUUCACUUAUGCAUCAACUGGUUAACAGACCAGUGGACAAUGCAGUCAUAGUUUUGCUAGGUAUAAACUUAAGGCAGCAGCAAUUCCUGUUCCUAAUAGAUUUUGGAAGCCACAGCUGCAAAUUUUGCUUAGUAUUUUAUGCCUUAGCCAAGAUGUAGCCAUUGUUUUGAAUCAAGCCAAAUAUGAGCCUUAAGUAAUGAUGAAGUUAACGACUUAUAACCGUGGUCAUUAUUGUUUCGCUAGUUGCUUGAUUUCCUUCUUUGUUUAGCCGUAUUUGCAGCGCAAUUACUUACAACAGGAAGAUAAUCCGUACAUGUGUUUAAGGAUAACACCAGGCAGCUUUCAUGGUUCUAAUGUUAGUACCCUGCAACUAGCAGAACUUCUGGGCUCUGCAUUUCUAUUUAAAUGUUUUUUGUUUUUUUCUCAUAGUUUAAUAUGCAGCUGGCAUUGGAUUUGCUACCAAAUGUUAACAUGCAGGCAAAUUCUAGGACUAUUUUUUUAAGUUUAUUUUCACUACAACAAUGACAUAUCUUAGUCCACGUGUGUCUUGUUGGUGUGCUGCUUAAAUAUGAAAUCAUUUAUCCCACUCUCUGACUUAGUGUAAUGUGCUCCGCAGAAAGGUUAGGGGUUCCCUAAAUACUUUGGGGAAGUCUGAGCCAUUUCUGUGAACCAAAAGCUGCUACAGGUAACAAGGCAAGCUGCUGCUGGCUCUUAUCCUAGGGGUGAUACAAGUGUGCAACAUUCAUGUUGCAAAGAGUACACAACAUACAUUGGUACAUUAUCGCAAGGCCUACAUAACCCCCAGUGCCAGAGUAUGGACCAUAAGUAGUAAAGCAAUCAAAAAUGUCCAGCACUCUAGCCUUUGAUUAAAUGUAUUCUUUACUAGAUGUUUCCAUGAAGUACUUUUUGCUGAUGUGAAAAAAAAAUAGCUCCAUCUUAGGGUCAUAACAAAAGACAACAUGAAGCUGAAAUUACAAAUUAUGGCAAAAAAUUACAGCUCAGUCAUAGAUUUUAGAAAAAAUAAUGCAGUUGAAACAUCAAGAUGUAGAAAGGAGAUGCAACAAUGAAAUGGGAGCUACAGAGAGAUCUCUGUAUCUAUAUUUGAGAUGCCAAGACUUUUUUGAAUACACAGAACAAAUCUUAAAUGUUAAUUCGGUAUCGGAUUGCUAACUAUUUAAUGUUGUAUACAUUCAUUUACAAAAUUCUCUCUAAACAAUGUGCGCCGCACUCCCCCCCCCCUCCCCGAGUAUUCCCAC
Molecule: messenger RNA, 6923 nt
Organism: Protopterus annectens (West African lungfish)
Lineage: Eukaryota; Metazoa; Chordata; Ceratodontiformes; Protopteridae
Product: signal-induced proliferation-associated 1-like protein 2
Exons: 21
Coding region: 1595-5332 (1245 amino acids)
Biological process (GO): regulation of small GTPase mediated signal transduction; epithelial cell morphogenesis; establishment of epithelial cell polarity
Cellular component (GO): plasma membrane; Golgi apparatus; cytoplasm
Molecular function (GO): protein binding; GTPase activator activity
Source: RefSeq, a predicted model, not a curated record